Messenger RNA from Danaus plexippus (monarch butterfly), 3315 nucleotides. RefSeq lists its product as uncharacterized. The coding region runs from base 55 to 3192 and encodes 1045 amino acids. NCBI's taxonomy places the organism in Eukaryota, Metazoa, Arthropoda, Insecta, Lepidoptera, Nymphalidae. The record is from RefSeq and is a predicted model, not a curated record. The transcript has 2 exons.
UUCUACAGUUCAGUACAAGGAAAAUAAUCUAAAACAGUAAAGAGUGCAGUUAAUAUGAAUAAGUGGAGUUUUCUACUCUUACCGGUUCUUUGGCUAGUCCAGUCGGCUACAUCUGAGCGCAUUUUUGUAGAUGGCAGGCACGGGCGUUUCGAUUAUCCAUCGCGAUCCUUACUAUCUAAUAAAAGACUCGCCAUUUCUGAACCUCGUUGCUCUGAUAAAAUAAAUGAACUAAGAUCACCUACCCGGGAUUUACGACCAUCCAACAAACAUGAUACGUUAAAACGUUCUCCGCGCUCAAAUCAUCGUUUGGAGCAAAGUGAACUUUUUUCUGGUAACAGUAAAAGAGUCUCAACAAAUGUUCCAUUCCGUUUUGGUGAUUCAACACGAUACAAUACCGAUGACAACACUUUUCUAAGAGGUAUUGAGGAUUCAAAACUUCGAACAAAUGUAAGGUCUGGUCCACAUAAGAUUUACAGAGAGAAUCGUGCUGAUCGAAUACUCGAUAGCUACAAUGAACCCAAUCCCAUCAAAAUGCAACGUAAUCGAGAAAGAAAUAUUAAAAUGGAACAAGACAAAAUUGUGAUUUUAAAAAGUCGAAACAUUCGAGAUCUCAGUCGUUCAGACUUUCAGGAUGUUAGUUUUGAAAGGAAUAACGUAAGAGAAAGUCGUACAGCUGAACGCCGAAAUAAUAAUAUGGAACGUAGAUUGAAUAUCAAUAACCAACGAUACGAAUUGUCUGAUGAAAUGGAAAUUAGGGGCAGAUAUAUGGUUGCCAGAUUAGAGCGUGGAAGAUAUAUAAACAAACGUUCUCCUGUUUUAAGAUUUAACGAAAGAGACGAAAGUGAAAGAAACGAUGAAAGUAGACUAAAAGUCGAAUCAUAUUCUGACCAACGCUUACAAAGACAUAGGGUUCGUGUCGAUAGUUUACCAGAAAACAGACAAAUCAGAAGACAAGAAGUAAGAUUCGAUUUGAAGAAUGGAGAUAACCCUAGAUAUAUUUCUAUUCAAAACAUAGAACGAUUUUUCGAACCAGGUACAACUACACAAAUUAGAGGCAACAGUUUAUACAGACUACAUGAAGAAAAAUCUGUGGACCAUCUUACUCGAAAUAUGAGAGAUAACCUUAGAAUUGCAGAAAAUGGUCAUUUUGAGACAUCCAAUCGUCGAAACAAGGAUAUUAGAAGAACAAUAACUGAACGCCGUGAAAGAGAUGACAGGUAUCGUUUAGCUAAUGAAAAUCGAAGAUCUUCAGAUGUAAGAGAGAUCAGAUUAGUUAAGGAACGUCAUCUCGAAAAUAUGUUGGAUGAGAACCGUGAUACCAAGAUUAUUUUAUUGAAUAAUAAAGAGCAAACCUUUAAAGACCGAUUAUUUGAAGAAGUACGGGAAAGAAGCCACGAUAAUAUAAGAUUAAACCGUAAACAUAUUAGAAGUAUUCAGACAGAUAACAGAAAUGGAGAAAGACUGGCAAGAGAUACAAACAGACGUUUGAUGACACAAAGGACUCGUACCAAUAGAAUUGUACUUAAUCAGCGGUCCACCAGUAAUUAUAAGAAUAUACAUAAUGAAGACAGAGAUAUUCUAAGGCAUAUUAAGGUCGAACUAAGUGACGAAAAUAGAAUUAGACAACUCAGAAACAUCAGGGAAAAUAGAGAAGAAAAUAACAGAGAUGGAAUUGUAUGGCAAUUCGAAAGAACUCAAUCAAAUAUCCGUAACAGAAAUCAAGCGGUAAGAUCUGCUAGAAUGAUACCAAAAAGAAGCGUAGAAAGAAUUGAACUAACACUAGUGGCACUCCCUGAAAAGGAAAUCAAUAAUAAUCAGAAAAUAAUUAAAGAACGUCUUGGUAAAGAAAACAGAUUUAGCAGACUGCGUAUUUCCAAACGUAUUAGAGAAAAUGAUGAAGUGGGUGCCACGACCAUGAAGACCAGCUAUAAUAAUCACGCCAUUGAAGACACAGAAAGAAAUAAUAAUAGGAAUACACGUAGUAGAAACGAGGGAGAAAGAUUAGCCUCUAGAGACCAACGUUCGUUUAAUUUGAGAAAAUACAACGUCGAAAAUGAAAACAGGAUGCGCAAUCGUCACAUGCGAUUAGGUAUGAACGUUUUACAGAGGUCACGAAGCGACGAGCGUAUUUUGAGCCAACUCUACUCAAGAAGAAACUUUAGGAACUCAGAAGAACGAACAAGAACUAUUGAUGAAAUUCCUUUUGCAAAAACAGAUAACACUAAUGAUAACUUCCGUUUAAAUAAACGAGCGUCAGUAGAAAUUAGGGCCGUCGAAAUGCCUAAUAUUCGUGUAUUUAAGAGAAUUGAAAAGCGUGAUAAUGGACGUAGAAUGUUGCGAGACAUCAAUAGUGUUAUAGAAACGCGAGAAGAUAGAUUGAAAAUCGAAUUAAGGGACCGACGAAGUAGGAUAACUGAACAAAAUAAAAUUUUGAUAAGAUAUGAAGAAGGAACAUUUGAUUUUAGCGCCAAUAGACUUUUUGAACCACAGAGGGGCGUAAUAAAUGAAUAUAGGAUGCGACUCACUAGAAAUGAAAAUAAUAACAAUAGGAGAAUGAGAGAAAUACGUGAAGUAAGAGGCAUUAAAGAUAAAUCGGAUAUUAGAGAUUCCCGUCAAGAAGAAACAAUGAGACCUACGAUUACUGUAGAUCUAUCCAACAAAAGCAACAGGAAUGUACAAACUCGUCAAGUCACUCGUGACAUUAACGAAAUUGCAGAGAAAAGAUUUAUGAGCAAUGUGCGAAUAAAUGAAAGAAAAUCUAAAAAUAUGCUACGUGAUUUACAAGGACCUGCAUCAGAUAGACGAAGGGAAACUAACAGGGAUUCUAAGACUUAUACUUCUAAUAGGGACUCGCUGACACCAGUACAAGACGAAGGGUUGGAAAGAUCAAGAGAAAUGCGUUUCAUUUCUAAUUCUCGGUCUGAAAGACAUCACCGAAGUCUCUCACGGUCUCAAACAAAUGGACAGGAGCUUGUAAUGGGAGCAGCUAUUAAAAGAUCAGGAUAUGAAAUAUUUAAAGAAAAGAAUCAGGCUGACAGUCAAAUCUUUGUAAUGAAAUGGCAAUAUGUAUUUUAUCUGAUACAAGGAGUCUACAUUUUAAGUCUAUUUACAAAGCAAAAGAACUAUUCUCAUGGAUUGAAGUCCAGAUUCGUAAACUGUUUUCUGCCACUCCCAACUUUAAAACUUGACUAAAAAUAACCGCGGCACCCUUCUCAUGUAUAACCGAAAUUAUUGUUAAAAAAAUGUAACCAUUAUGUUAAGAAUAUAUGAAAUGUUUAUGUAAUAUUUAGUGAAAUUAAACAAAUAUUAUUACUA